Molecule: messenger RNA, 5383 nt
Organism: Neodiprion fabricii
Lineage: Eukaryota; Metazoa; Arthropoda; Insecta; Hymenoptera; Diprionidae
Gene: Nup160
Product: nuclear pore complex protein Nup160 homolog
Exons: 15
Coding region: 139-4332 (1397 amino acids)
Cellular component (GO): nuclear pore
Molecular function (GO): structural constituent of nuclear pore
Source: RefSeq, a predicted model, not a curated record
AUUGAUCUGAAAACCCGCGCGCGGAAAUUUUAGCAACUAAAAGCGUCUUUUUUGGGCAUGAAGAUUGAGCUAAAGGUUUUUCAAAUAUUAUUCCUUAAUAUGGUUAAUAUCUGAAAGAAACUUAUAGCAACCGACAACAUGGAGUUCCCUCUUGGUUACAGGGAAGUUAUACCCGAUCAAACAUUACCGGAGAAGUGGAAAGAAAUCGUGAUAAAUGCCGGCGGUAGUCAAAGUACUUUACAAGAUAUAAAAGUCCCUGAGAGAGCGGGCGGAUACUCUUACAAAGACAGCACUAAGCAUUUUACAAGAAAUCGUUUCAUCUACUGGCGCAUAUCCCACGACGUUCUUGAACUUGUCGAGCACAGUCUAGAUGUGAAUCUUGCCAACUGUAAAGUAAGAUACAAAUUUACGGACCGGCCACUCUUGGAUGGAAUUUCUAUACAUGAGACAGUUAACUCUGUUGUGAUAUUAGUGGUCACUGUAUCCAGUGUUCACAAACUCACUUUUCCACAUCCAGAUAAAAUACAUCGACAGGAACAUGUAUUGGGCUCUCACCCGGACCUUAGUGUUCCAUCAAUCCUUAACGAUGCAUCGAAAAAUAUUGUUAAUGCCAAUACAGGGACAACGAACACAUCAGUGCCACAUGCAGCAGCCUCAUGGCUGACUUUACCUCAAGAAGAAGCAUUGUUUGCGCUCGCAUACAGCACUGGAAACAUCUUAUUAAUCCGUCUUGAUACAAUGACUGGGCUUACUCAUACAACUGAAUUGAAACAAGAUUCAAUUGUUCCCCGAUUUCUGUCCGGCAUCGCGACUGCUUUUAGAGGCCGAAAUUCUGAAGGGCACGUCCCAAUGUCUCUUGUCCUACAUUCGUAUGGUCACGAAAUGUACCUUUUCGCUCUAUGUCGGGAAGGAAAUGUCAGGAUGUGGGCCUGCAGUAAAGCCCAGUGUGUGGCAGUUGCAGAUAUUGCCAUGGACAGCAGAGUUCCUUUGCAGGGAGUGCAAGGACACAUUUUGAAAAAAACAGUUGGAGUCAAUGACAACGAACUUUAUUUGGGAACAUUUUUAAAAUUUGGAACUGGAUGCGAGUUUAGCAUCCUUAAACCACUGCAGGAUGCUGGACUCUUCAAAUUUGUCAGGAUUUGUACUUUAUUUGCGCCAGAUCAACAUUUGGUCGAUUUUUCCUUCACACCAACUCGACUGUGGGCAGUGUGGCGAACGACAGACAUGGACACAGUAGCCGUGACACAUGCAAGGCUACCAUUGAAUGGUGCACAAGUAAACUCUGAAUGGGAAACUGCAGUGCUAGUGCAACCGCCAGACAGAGAUUACAUCGUGAGUGAUCCUGGAACAGAUCCAAGGCAGGCAUACAUUGGCUAUAUUUUUCAUCCUGGUCAAUUUCCGUUAGCGGACAUAACUCGUGCCUUGAGCAUUUAUCGACGCUCUAACAUUAUAACAGACACGUCGCUGUCUCCUGCAGUUCUGAAGGAACGUGUGUGUAUGGCAGUAGAAGCUCAAAUUCAAGCAGAAGUAAUGGAUUACGAGCUUUCAGAUGAUGACUAUUUAGAGAUAGCCAAUCGCUGCUGGUCCAAAUUCUAUUCCUGUGUAAUCCAAUACUACGCCAAUGGUACAAAACCUGUUGGGUUGUUGUUAUUACCAAAUGUAUAUGGGGCAGUUUUGCUGAAAAAGUCAGCGUUUUCCCUGUUACGGCCAAUGGAGGCGCUUGAACAUUUAAUGUUAUGCAAUGACAAAUCAUAUGUGCAAAGAUUCAGUACUACACCAGUCUUGUCCCAAGAUGAAGAUACUUGUCAAAAUUUAAUCACAUUGAUGUCCGCAUUAGUUUUGCUCGACAAUCAAUUGACUGAGGAUUUGAAAAGUGGAAUUGAACGCGAACUAUAUCAUUUACGCAGUCCAGACAUUAUUAUUGAAGAUUUGUUAUGCAAACAAGUACUAGAGACUGAAGACCCUUUAUCCGAUUACGAUUUUCAAUCGGAAUUAAAUCGUAAAAUAGAGAACAUCAAUGACAUCUCACAAGCGAUGGCUAUGCUGGUAGAAGCACUGACUUAUGAUCUUGGUCAACCAAGUAAAUUGCAGCUCGAUGAGGUGCAGGAAGCCUCUCGAAUCCUGCUGAAUGUCAGUCACUUGUUCAGCAGCCAGUUAGGAAUGUCAGCCAUAACUGAAAGCGUAUCGCAAAUUACUCAGCUCAGAUUUUCAAUCUGUAGAAAUCUGCUGAUCCUACAACAAUUAGUUUUGAAGCGGCCUGAAGCAUUUGAUCCAAGGUCCUUACACUCCAUAAAUUCUUCACUGGCACCUAGAACGGUUGUUCUAACACAAGCGUAUUAUGCAGUUAUGUGGAUUUGUGAAUCAACCGCCAGUUCGUCACCAACUCAAACUUUACUAGACACCAGUAUUCAGCAUCUAAGCCUUUUAAAGCUUUCAGAUUCUGGAGUAAAUAUUGUUCAGAGACAACAGAGAUCAUUGUCUCUUUUAGAAUUGUUUAUGCAUAGCGGAGGUGCAAAACAUGCCCACACUUUGAUGGCUCAUACGAUAACUGAUACGUGUGGCCUUGUACCAUGGCAUGAAAGUAUGCUAACACAUGUUACUCUGAUGGCUCAGUUCGUUUGGCCAAUAUCAGGAAAUUUUAUUUUUCCCGAAUGGCUUUUAUCAAGCUGUCAGCAUUUGCUUGUUCAAGAGUACGUUAGAAUGUUAAGUACUUGGUGCGAAUGGAACAGCGCCUCUCGCAAAUUUAUCAUGGCAGUGUCUUUGCUUGAAAUGGGUGAAACACACAAGGCCUGUGAUCAAUUCCUUGGAGCGUGCAACGGGAUUUUGACAGACACAUUUUUGGCCAGCACCUUACUAGAUGCCUGUAUAGUGUCUGAAAGUAGCAUGCGAGUUAAUUACUUCUUGAAGGUGAUCCAGCUGUUUGAACAUCAUAAUGCCGCAGAUUGUAUAAUAGAGCUGGCAGAAACUGCAAUCACAAUAGCUGAAGAUGACAACCCAAAUUUGCCCACGCUCCAUUCAAUCGUAUUUAGACAACAUCUGAAUCUCGAACAUCAUACAGAAGCAUAUCAUUGGCUUAAUUCUAACCCAGAUCCUUCCCGAAAAGUUGACUGCUUGAGGCAACUAGUAGCAACAUUAUUUGAGAGGAACAAAUUACUGGAAUUAGUUACAUUUCCUUAUGUCGAGAUGUACGAAGAUCUGGAAAGAAUUAUUGAAGGCAGGGCACGGAGUAUGGAUCUUAUGGAAAAUAAUUACUAUAAUUUUCUCUAUAGCUUCCAUAUAAAUAAGGGAAACAUGCGAAAAGCUGCUUCAGUGAUGUACGAACAAGGCAUGCGACUAGGACAGGAAUCCCAUUCUCCUGCAAUUAUACUGAAACAGUCUCGAUGUUUGUUGGCUUGUAUCAAUGCACUGCAUCUUGUAAAGGAAAGAUAUAGAUGGAUUGUGCGCCCUGUGGCUGAUCAAAGGCAAUCGGGGGAAACUGAUCCCGUAAAAAAACGGAGUAUAGAUGGCAGGGAAGUUUUGCAUUAUAAAGUGAAGAAACAAGUAGAAGUGUUAGAAUUGAAAGAGAUCAAAGAUGAGUAUUACAUCGUUACAGCAAGAUUAAAAUUAGCCAAAUUAAGUCCGGAGUUACAAACAAUCGCACAUGCUGGGCCGUCCGAACUUGUCGCAAUUUUAUCCAAUGUUGGUUUGUACACGACUGCUUUACACUUGUGUGACCGAUUUAGUUUAUCGAAAACUUCUGUACUUGAAAAUCUGGCCUCACAAUGCGUAACUCUGAGCUAUCAAGAAGACAUCGACGCUUGGGAUUGGCUAAUACAUAACGAAAUUUUUGAUAAAGGUGUAUCAGAUUCGAAUGUCACAAAUAUUGCUUGGAGAUUAUUGGAGCAUCUCACAUUGAAACACGAACGGGAUAAUAGCAGUGAAUUGCACAAAGCUGUUACGAAAAAUCUACUGCAUCACGGUGCCUUUCUUCCACAGUGGCUAAUGUCUUCUUACAAAGAACGCAAUGCGGCAGAAAUUCUGAGACUCAUUUUAAAUUCCGGUCGACUUUUAGAAGCGAAUGCAAUAGCUCUUGAAUACAUUGGUGCUGUGUUGGGUAGAGGGAAAGAGUAUUUUGGUUUGACAACACCACUGGUAGCUACGUCACCUGCUGUGUGGCUUCCAUUGAACACAUUAGAAUUGCUUCUACUAGAACUUGAACAUGCUAGCAAAACAGAUCCCAUGUAUAUAGAGAGCUACGAAGAAUUGAAAGAAACCUUAGACUACUACAUCGAAACAGUUAUCAGAGUUUCAGAAGAUAUGAUACAAAUGAAAACAAACAGUCGAGUUGUUUAACAAGAAAUGAGAGGUAUAAUACCUCAGCGUCUGCUGCUCACCUUUCAACCAGUCAAUGAAAUAGAUUUCAAAGUGAUUGCUUUGCAACGAUAUCGUUGUUCUAGAGAUUUGUUCAUAUUGUUGAACAGUACACAUUCUACCAGUUUACUAAUGAAGUAUAAAAAGUCAGAUAGUAUCGUAUUUAUGGAUUAAAUGUUGAUAGCAUUAAACGGUAUUUAAUUUGAAAUUUGUACAAAUUUUGUAAUAGCCGUUUUAUAAUCAUUUCUCAUUGAUAUGAUACAAUAAAAACAUAAUUUUGUAAACGGUUUUGGUAUACAUUUAUAAAAUGUCUGUGCCACAGCCAAAGAGGAAUUUUAUAUAUUUUACGAGUAUAUUUAGAAUAUCUAAAUCAAUCAGUCGUUUUAAAUGAAGUGAUCAUACAUUACAAUAAGUGAUAAUUCUAAAUUAAUGAUUGAUGCUUAAACACAAUUCGGCAAUGUAUAUUUUUACAAUAAUUAUUGGUAAUUAUUCCAAAUUGAUAAUAACCGAUAAAAAAUCUUUAAAAACAGUUCUGGCUCGAUCUACCUCUGUUUUUCAUGCAAACUUUCAAUAUAGCGUAUUGUUUCUUCGAUCUUUUGUCAUAACUGAGUUCGGAUGGCUACAUUCUAAUUAAUCAUUUUGUACCAUUGUAAAAAUUAUACCUCCGUACCAAGCUUGUCAUAUGUGUUAAUAAUACAUUAUAUCAAAUAUACAUGGUUUAUAAUGCAUCAUUUAAUUCACUCGGACAUUGUGGUGACAUAAAUGACUGCAGUCUGACUGCAGUUUAUCUGCGAAUUAUCUCGACGCAGGCCAAUCAGAAUGCACUCGUAAUAUGAAAGGUUGACUCGAGUUUUGGACUUUUUGGCACCCGGUGAUUUGUUUAUGAAGGCACGAAAACCGUACAAUUGUACAUAAAAACAGUGAUGGUUAUUUGGUUAAAUAUAAAAAAUGAUUAAAAUAUCCGCAUUGAACGAAGAUUCAAGCGAGGAGAGCGAAGACGAGGAUGUACCGACGAUAACUAAGGAAGCUCAGG